Molecule: messenger RNA, 1772 nt
Organism: Oncorhynchus gorbuscha (pink salmon)
Lineage: Eukaryota; Metazoa; Chordata; Actinopteri; Salmoniformes; Salmonidae
Product: zona pellucida sperm-binding protein 3-like
Exons: 7
Coding region: 47-1318 (423 amino acids)
Biological process (GO): binding of sperm to zona pellucida; egg coat formation; positive regulation of acrosome reaction
Cellular component (GO): extracellular matrix
Molecular function (GO): acrosin binding
Source: RefSeq, a predicted model, not a curated record
CACACCCAAGGAGAUGUUGUGAAUUCAGCAUUUGAUAUUUGCAGCCAUGGGAUUAAAGCAGGUGCUAGUUAAGCUUUUGGCAGUGGUUGUUGUGUUUGUAUGUUUCUGGGAUGCUGUGUUGUCAGCUCCUUGGGCUCAUGCAGCUCUGAACCCCAGGGCCUUCCAAAAGUCCUCAGUGCUGCAACCCAGGUACUUCCAGAACCAGAGAUCUGCAGUGCUGCAACCCAGGAAGCAGGAUUCAGUGUUCCAGUCAAAGCAAGGCUUUGACACUCCGCUGACCUGGACGUUUCCUCAUGAUCCAGUGCCAGAGGCCAAGCCUGACGUAAGAAAUGUUGAGCUGAAGCAGCCUGUCCCUGCCAACACGGUGGGGGUCAAAUGUGGGGAGAAUCUGGUCCAGGUGGAGGUCAAGCAGGAUCUGUUUGGUAUUGGGCAACUCAUCCAGCCGGCGCAUCUCACCCUGGGGGGCUGUGCUGCAGUUGGGGAGGAUGUCGAAGCCCAAAGGCUGAUCUUUGAGUCUGAGCUGCAGGGAUGCGGCAGCAAACUGGAGAUGGUAGAGGAUGCCUUCAUCUAUACCUUCUACCUGCUCUACAAACAAAGCAAUAUUGCCAACACCCCUGUUGUAAGGACCACUGAGGCUGUUGUAGGCAUUGAGUGCCACUACAAGAGGAAACUCAAUGUGAGCAGCAAUGCCUUGAAGCCUACCUGGACCCUCUUUGCAGACUCUAAAUUAGUUGAGGAGCAACUCUACUUUUCUCUCAAGCUCAUGACUGACGACUGGCAGAUUGAGAGGGCCUCCAGUCAGUACUUCCUAGGUGACUUGAUUCGCAUGGAAGCCUCUAUCCUGCAGUACCACCAUGUGCCUCUGCGGGUUUUUGUGGAAAGCUGUGUUGCCACUCUGGUGCCUGACAUUAACUCUAAGCCCAGAUACUCAUUCAUUGAGAAUGACGGGUGUCUAGUUGAUGCUGCGUUGAUGGGCACUAGUUCCCAGUUCCUGCCUCGCUCACAGGACCACAAGCUUCAGAUCCAGCUGGAGACCUUCAUAUUCAAACAGCAGUAUGCUGGCCCUGGAAGCAACAGCAAAACUAGCCAGGAAAAAAUGGACCUGAUCUACAUAACCUGCCACCUGAAGGCCACUGCAGCUUAUGCUGAGGGCAAGGCCUGUUCCUUUGUCAAUGGGUGGUGGUCUGCAGAUGGGGAUGACCAGGUGUGUGGUUGCUGUGACACCACCUGUACCAUGAGAAGGGCCAGGGCUACUUCCAUCCACACUGAUGUGCAGUGGGAAUCCGACGCUGUCCUUGGCCCCAUAUCCAUCCAGUAGUGUUGACGUGAUCUACCUCAAUCAUGACAUUAAAUAGGCUAUAGAGAAAAGAGCAACUUAAUGGUUAUGUGCUGUAUGCUUCUCUUGGUUUGACAGUACAGUUCAUUUGUUAUGUCCUGUUAUUAGCUGCCCAUCCUGUUAUCUUGGCAUCUUUUUCAAAUUAAUUCAGUUACAUUGUCAAAUAUUUGUGUCAUGUAUUUUAAAGAGUAAGACAGGGCUGACACCAUACACAUAAACUUGGAUAAAAUAUAAUUAAUACCUGUCUCAAUUUAGAAAGAUAAGGUGCAAAUUAGAUUAAGUUCUGUAUCAAAUCACACACUGUAUACAAAAUCUGUUAUUUCUUUACAAUUUGACCAGAACAAAUGGACAGGAAUGACAAGGGGACACAAUAGCUUUAUGAAAAUGUAAAUAUGAUUGAAAUACUCCAAUUAAAGACAGUUAAGUUCAUAUCUUA